AAAAGUUAUUUCAUUUGUCAGGUAUUCCCGUUACAACUGUGUGUAAAAAUUCAAAAUCACCAAUAAAUUAUAGAUAAUAAUCAACAACCAGAAGAUGCAGUAGAGACAAUAGAUGAUGAUGACCAUGAACUCAAUAAUAUCUUAAACAAUAAUGAACCUAAUGAUAUUGGAAGCCCUCUGUUGGAAAAUAUAGAUGAUCAAAUGGUAAACAUUCAACAAGAUGAAAGCGGCAACCAACAGGAUUGGAAUGAAGAAGAUUUUAUUAUUGAAGAGGAAUUAGAUCCUGAUAUAAUACGGAUGAUGGAAACUGACAACAGAAUAAGAAUGUUGGAAAUAGAAAAUAUACCAUUUGUUCAGGUUCCAUCUGUUCUUCCUCCAAUUACAAACUCUGAUCAAAUGUGUGUAGUUUGCACUGUUUCAGAAAAAACUCAUGCAUUCAUACCUUGUGGACACAUAGCUGUGUGUGGUGAUUGCCUAGUAUUAUUAGACCCGCAACGCUGUCCAUUAUGUAACCAGGAAUUUACAACAUUUUUAAGAAUUUGGUCAUAAUAAUUAUAUAUUAUAUAGAUAAUAAUAAUAAUAAUUUAUUUAAAUAAAAAGAGUAUGCCUUAUUAAAACAAUAAAAUUGUUAUUCAAUUGGUAUUAGGUAGUACUACCAAUACCACAUUUAUAAUGCCAAUUCUAUAUGCCUAAAUAGAUACUUCAAAUAACAUUAAUAUCGACUCUUAAAAACUUGAGGGGAAUGUCCAGACUGUACCCAGUGGGUUUUAUUUUAAAUAAAUAUAUAAAACAUUUUUUUAUUUGUUAUAUUUGAACUUUUUUAGCAAAUAUAACAUAUACCAGGCAUUUAAUUAUUUAAGUGUCUAAUAAGUGUUUGACCAAUUAAAAUUUGUUUUUAUAUAUCACUAAUAUUGGAUUUUUUAAGAACAUGCUGUCACACAUUGCUCCAUAUAUAGGUACUGUACAGUCAGGGUACAUAUAUAAAUAAAAUAUAAUGGAUUACAAUUUAUAAAAAUUAUGUAUUUUAUAAUGUAUACAACAAUAUUAUAUUACUAGAAUAU
Messenger RNA from Acyrthosiphon pisum (pea aphid), 1061 nucleotides. RefSeq names its product putative inhibitor of apoptosis. The record is from RefSeq and is a predicted model, not a curated record. Bases 202 to 549 code for a protein of 115 amino acids. The transcript is spliced from 3 exons. Lineage: Eukaryota; Metazoa; Arthropoda; Insecta; Hemiptera; Aphididae.